Molecule: messenger RNA, 1441 nt
Organism: Cimex lectularius (bed bug)
Lineage: Eukaryota; Metazoa; Arthropoda; Insecta; Hemiptera; Cimicidae
Gene: BI-1
Product: bax inhibitor 1
Exons: 6
Coding region: 360-1067 (235 amino acids)
Biological process (GO): negative regulation of RNA splicing; negative regulation of apoptotic signaling pathway; cellular response to unfolded protein
Cellular component (GO): mitochondrial membrane
Molecular function (GO): enzyme binding
Source: RefSeq, a predicted model, not a curated record
AAUGUAGUUUGAAUAUUUUUGUUUUGAAAAUAUAUUUCGCCCAUUCAAGACAUAUUCGUAAAAAGGCUCAACUUUCAAGACAAGAGACUAAAUCGAUUUUUGUACAUUGUCCGCGUAUUGUAUACUCGGUAAAGUAGGUUUUUUCGAAAUUUUUCCCAUCGAAAUUGUUUUCUUAAAGCGAGAGGGUUUUUUUUCUAAGCUAAUCGUUCAAAAAUACAGCUGUCAUAUGGAAUUAAAGUAAUGUUGUGUUAGUAGUGAUGAAAUAGGGUUCGGCCUUCAUUUUUAAUAACGUCAUUGUGUGUUAUCAAAAGAAAUAAAGGGAUAACUGUCAGUGUUAAAGAAAUUGAUUUUAAGAAACCAUGGCGUCGACCAUACACUCCUUUUUCAGGACCUUCAACUCAAAACUGGAGCAGCCGGUUAGGCAGCAUCUCAAGAAUGUAUACGCUUGUUUAACUAUGGCUAUGAUGUCAGCUGCCACUGGGGCAUACGUCGACCUUUACACUAGUUUCUUAUCCAAUAACAUUCUACCUUUUUUCGCCACUUUAGGAUUUUUACUCGCUCUUUAUUAUACAAAAGAUAAUGGAAAAAACCAACUACUCCGUUUGUCAUUCCUUCUCGGAUUUUCAUUUUUCUCAGGUUUGAGUAUUGGAUCGUUACUGGAACAAGUCAUCAUGAUCGACCCGAGCAUAGUCCCAACUGCUUUCUUGAGCACUUCUCUGAUUUUCGUCUCAUUCAGUCUUUCGGCGAUUAUGGCUAAAAGAGGCUACUGGCUUUUCCUGGGCGGAAUCAUUUCAUCCAUACUUUCGGCUCUGAUCAUCUUCUCUCUCGCCACUGUCUUUUUCAGAUCAGCCAUGUUGUUUCAAGUUCAUCUCUACAUCGGCUUUUUGCUCAUGUGCGCUUUCGUCCUGUAUGACACCCAACUGAUUAUUGAAAAACGUCUCCAUGGGGAUAAAGAUUUUAUUGCACACUCGGUUGAGCUGUUUAUCGACUUUAUUGGAAUUUUCAGGCGCCUCCUUGUUAUCCUUGCCCAGAAAGAAAACAACAAACGUGACAGCAAGAGGAGAUAAGAUAUUACUUUAUUUUCUUACUUUUUUUUUUUUACAAAUGUGUGUACAAUACUUUGAUUGAAAAUAUUAAAUAUAAUAUGUAACUGAAUGUGAAAAGAUAUUUCGUGUUUUUCAAUAUAUAUUAACCUAAUCGACAAUGUAUUGUAAUUUCUAUAUAUGUAUGUUAACGGUGAAGGAAUUAUUUGACCUUUAGAAAUAAAUGGAAAAAAAAGUGGUAGUUUUAAGUUUAUUGAAAAACAACGAGAUUUGUAAGUUUUAUGAGAAAGAUCGUUUGAGUAUUUACGAUCUCUUAAUUUGCAAAAUGUGUUUUCUUGCAGUUAAAAUGAAUAAGAAAUCAAUUUAGUGUAAUAAAAGUUCAUUUUUAAAAGUGAAUA